AUGGGCACUGCAUCGCAGUAUGGGUGCUGCAUCACAGGCAUUGCAUCGUGGCGUGCGCAUUGCAUUGCGUCACAGACACUGCAUCGCAGUGUGGGCAUUGCAUUGCAGCACGGGCAUUGCAUUGUGUCACAGGCACCACGUCAUGGGCACUGCAUCGUGGCACAGGCAUUGCAUUGCAGCACGGGCACUGCAGCACGGGCGCUGCAGCGUGCCAUGGGCAUUGCAUCACUGCACAAGGAGCACAGCGCAGCGUGGGCAUUGCGUCACAGUGUGGGCGUUGCGUGGCAGUGCAAGCGUCGCAUCGCGGCACAGGCACUGCCUGGCAGCGUGGGCAUUGCAGCGAGGCAUGGGCACGGCAUCACAGCCUGGGCACCCUGUGGCAAGCGUUGCAUCUUGGUGCGGGCAGCAUACUGUGGCACGGGCAUUGCAUUGCAGUGUGGGCAGCGCAGCGCGGCCGUGCCCGGGCUGCCCUGCAAAGCACGGCGGUGCAAGCACGGCCCAGGCCCACAGUUCCCCCCCGCUGGCGCUGGCUACUGUCCUGAGCAAAACCACCUCAGAUGCCGCAGUUCGGUGGUCCCGUCCUUCACGCUUACUGGAUUUCUUUCAGUGAAGUUAAACGGUGGCCGACACGUCCAGGGGAUAUUGCGAGGGUUUGAUCCCUUCAUGAAUCUAGUCAUAGAUGAGUGUGUGGAGAUGGCACCAGGAGGACAGCAGAACAACAUAGGGAUGGUGGUAAUACGAGGAAACAGCAUCAUUAUGUUAGAAGCCUUGGAACGAGUAUAGAACCAGUGAAACCCGCUUAGUGACAGUGUGUGCAACAUGUGGGAUGACCCCUGUGUGUGUGCAGCAUGUUGGGCUGUGAUGGGACCUAACUCUACUAUUUUGUGUACUCAGUUAAAUCCUCUACAAACCAUACAUCACUUGUGUAAACUUAUUUUUUGUUAAAUAAAUUUUGUAAUGGUUGAAGUAACUUGA
Struthio camelus australis is the source of this 975-nucleotide messenger RNA. The record is from RefSeq and is a predicted model, not a curated record. NCBI's taxonomy places the organism in Eukaryota, Metazoa, Chordata, Aves, Struthioniformes, Struthionidae.